AUGUGCGUGCGAUCCGGUAAUGAAUGUCAAGCUCGUGCGCCCAUUAUUCCUCGACGGGCACACCACAAGCGGAAACAGCAGUUUCCAGCUUUGGUCGAUGCUCGCACCAUCAGCAAGGGCUCUGCAGUGGAAAACAAUCCUACCUUCCAUGCGCAGGAUGUACCUGCCAUUACCAGACAAUGCCGCACGGGAAGCUCACAGAACAAUGAUGCUGUACCAACGGAUCCUCAACGUUUCGGAGCUAAUAGCUCUGCUGUGGGCUUUGCAUCGAGGCUUUUCGGAGAUCAAAAUGGCUCCCCGAGUGAUCAUUUUACAAGCAUCCCAGGGCAUAUUCCUGAUUCGACGAUGCACGAGACUAGUUGGACUCUGCGUAGCUUACAGCGGCUUCCCCCAUUGGCCGUCCUGACUGUCCUUUUCGAUGCGUAUUUUGAUCAAGUGCAUUGGUUUAUUUUUAUCUUUUACGAACCUUCAUUUCGCCAAGAAUCUUUGGAAAUACUGUCCAGAGCCACGUGGAACAAAACACAUGUGGGAAAGAUCCAAGUGGCAUUGAUGGUCGCAGCAGUUGGUCUAUACAGUGUUAAAGAUGACGCCAACUGGCCCGGACAUCAGAUCUUGAGCGCUGCUUCCAUCGACCCUGAAGAUCUUCUCAACAAUUUGAUCAACGAGGCUCGGAGCAGCUUUGUAGAUCUGCUUGAUGAAUGCAGUAUUGAAACCGUGCAAGUAUGCAUACUUCUCGGGACGUACUACAUCUACAACGGAUCACCCACCCUGGCUUGGAGCAUUAUAGGACAGGCAGUGAGAACUGCAUAUGCCCUGACAUUAUACUGCGAUGAUUCAAAUGAGGACGACAACGUCGUUACACAAAUUCGACAUCGCAUUUGGGCUCACGUACUCGUUGCCGACACAUUUGCUGCCAUGGUAUACGGUCGGCCCCUUUCCCUGGAUCCGGCAUUUUCUCAAUUACUGCCGUUACGCGACCUAGAUGAUACUAAAAUUCCUGGCUCUUUUGGAGAUCAUCCAAGUUUUAUUGGCCAGCGGACGCCGUUGACACAACUGUCAUUUGCCAGGCUCAAACACCGCCUUUAUGAUUUGAUACGCCUUGCUCUGAAUAAGUUCCGCUUGCUUUUCUCACAGACUACAGUACCUUUGGAAAGUGCAUCCUCGUUGAUCUGCUUUGUUAAAGAAGCUAACCAGUCACUGGAAACUUGGCGUGCGGACCUGCCUCCUCUCUUUGACUGGGAGCUUUGGCCGGCAAACGGUCCGGCCGCGAUGCUGCCCAGCGAAAUGACAUUGUCUGAAUCAGAACGAAAACAUCGACGGCAUCUUAUCCUGCAGGCAGUAACCCUUCAAAUAUCCUACGAUUGCGCGGUGAUUUUCAUCAACCGGCCAAUCCUUGAGUAUCGGUCUCAUCUCGAAUCUCAUCCGGAAUUGGCGUCGUCUUCAUCGCAGGCUGUUGCGCGAUCCUUUCACGCAGCUGCAGAUGCAGCAAUUCGUAUUUCAAAGACCCCGAUGGCGGCCACUGCCAAAGGAUUUAAUGCUUGUUUCCUUCUCAUGAAUUAUUUUACCGCGGGUGUGAUCCUUUGCGUCAUUCCUACAGUUAUCCCUUAUUCCGCUCUCUCAAAUGAAGCGAAAAAUGCGCUGCUACGAAUUAUACAUUCCAGCCGGGUGCUCAAGAGGUCCAAUCGGAUUGCGAAACACACAGAGGAGCUCCUUUCAACUUUGAUGCGCCUCAGCCUGCAACAGGAGAUGGAAAGUGCACUUCGCCAAGACAAUGGCGUGGUUCCGAGAGAAUCGUUCGCGGAAAUCUCGAUGCCUUCCCAUGGGACGCAAUCUUGUCCACCUCCACAUCCGGGACACUACCCUGAGCUCUUCUCAUCCAUCUCCCAAAGGCCUGAUAUGAGCAGCAUUCUGGAAGAUGGGCCAGCAGCUGAGCAAAGUAGCUUCGAAGCUACGGAAUUCGAAAACCCAUUACCGGGCUACAAUGAAGAGAAUGAAUCCUUCGACAACCAUCUGGAUGAUAUCCUUGGCACUUUUGGUCAAGGUGAGCUACCCUCACACGUCACAAUAACUGUCAGCGGCUAA
This is a messenger RNA of Penicillium riverlandense, 2082 nucleotides long. RefSeq names its product fungal specific transcription factor domain-containing protein. Gene Ontology annotation, biological process: DNA-templated transcription. Gene Ontology annotation, molecular function: zinc ion binding; DNA binding. NCBI's taxonomy places the organism in Eukaryota, Fungi, Ascomycota, Eurotiomycetes, Eurotiales, Aspergillaceae. Bases 1 to 2082 code for a protein of 693 amino acids. The record is from RefSeq and is a predicted model, not a curated record. The transcript has a single exon.